Cladocopium goreaui is the source of this 1155-nucleotide messenger RNA. The record is from the annotation of a GenBank genome assembly. NCBI's taxonomy places the organism in Eukaryota, Dinophyceae, Suessiales, Symbiodiniaceae.
AUGCCGUGCACGAAUUUGGUCCAAGUCGGGGUGCAGAGCACAGAGUCUGGCGGAGUCUGGUGUACUGCCAAGGUGCUCUUCCUUGCCUACGGCAACCGACGACUCGAAGUCCUCAGUGGUGCUGGCUUUGACUCAGUGUGCCACCAGGCAGAAGCCACCCUGUCUUUGCACCCACAGUCCUACGAGAUUCACGAUGCCUGUGGCAAGGUUGAUGCUGAUAGCUUUGAUCGAUCCCUUGCUUCCUCUCGCGGCCUCUGCGUCUUGGAGCUGCGCGAAAAACCGGAGUGGCAGAAGAUGCGACAGAUGGAGGUCCAGAUCCAGCAGCUUCUGGAACGAUCCAGUGAAGCUGAGAUAAAGGCUGAAGUGGAGCGACAAGUGGCCGCACGUGUUGAUGCAGCCAUGGGAAGGCUGAAGGCGGAACUGCGAAAGGAUUUGGACGGCGGAAAAAUGGAGGAGUUGGAGGACGGCAACUCGUUGUUUUCGCGUGUGGCCAUCCUCGAGACCGAGUUGGCUGAACACGUCAUCGACAGCUCCGCAGAUCUCGGGCGCCUGGAGGCGGGGCUCGUCACGGCACAACAGGAGUUGCAACAACUGCGCAGCUUCACCGCAGAUCAGCUGAGUCACUUGGAGCAAAAUGACCAAAACCUGGAGCAAAACUUGGAGAAUAUGGAGAACAUCUCCAAGGAUAUCUCCAAGGCCAUGAAGGCCAUGAAGGACAUGGAGGACAUGGAGGAUGUGAAGAUGAAGAUGUGUAACAUGACACAAAGUGUAGAUGAACUCUCUGAGAAGAUGGCAGCUAUGGAAAUUGAUCUCAAUGAACAAGCGAUCACAGCUUCAGCAGUGAAUGGCCAUUUGGAAAGUGGUGUUGCGACUGCUAAGCAGGAGCUCGAAUCCCUUCGCCAUUGCAUGGCUGAGCAAUUGAACUUCGUGAAUGCAAAGAUGGAGCACUUCGUGCAAGAAAGGCCGUCCAAGGCUUUAGGUCCAGUUCCACAGGCCAUUGCAUGGUCGGAUGGCUUCAAGUCCCAUGAGCUAUCUGUGCCAGCUGUGGAUGGGACGCUCUACGGAAAGAUGGGAAAGGCCUUGUGGAAAAGCGCGCCUGCACUGACCACGUUGAAACGAGCUUCGAAGUCUCUACCACAGCUGCCGCCAUUGUGA